Molecule: messenger RNA, 4890 nt
Organism: Ilex paraguariensis (yerba mate)
Lineage: Eukaryota; Viridiplantae; Streptophyta; Magnoliopsida; Aquifoliales; Aquifoliaceae
Source: the annotation of a GenBank genome assembly
GGUCCUUAAGCUGCGCACCACCCACCCGUCCCUCCUCUCUCUUAAUUUCUCGAAAAUCUCACAAAAUGGGAUCAAAAGUCGUAUCACUGAAAUCGUAACGAACCUUCACAGAAAUUCAACGAAAACUCUUCAUAUGAUUUUGUCUCUAUAUACACCUUUUUGAUUCUUUCGUUGACAAUAAGCUUUUGAUUGACCCUAGGGUUUCGUUUGGAACUGUGGACUUUUUUAGGGUUUCUAGACAUUGAGGAGGAGGGAGUUAGGGUUUUGAAUUGAUCUGAGAUUGCGAUGUUGAUGGCAGACGGUAGCUCCAACCUUUUACCCUUGGAUGAAUCAUCGGCCAGUGACGAUUAUUCCAAUGAUCUCUACAUCGAUCUGGAUUCGUUGUGGAGCAUUCUUGGAGAGAAUCCCGAUCCUGCACAGAGUAGGCCAGAGGAUUCCUCAUUAAGUAAUGUGCCCCAAGGGUUGCCGAAGAUGGAACAGGCACCUUCUUUUGGGGCUGAGUUACCAGGCUCUGUUGCAUUUUCACCUUCAUUCAAUCCAGAUUCUUCAUAUUCAAGGAUGGGGUUUUCAGAUAAUUCAUUUCAGUCCACAGGGAACUAUUUUAAAAAGCUGGAACCUCCUUUGCAGAUUGACUCCCCUGUGCUUAGCUGCUCCGGGAGUCUUACUGACUGGAUGCCAGCGGUUCCAGGAUAUGGCCAUUUCAGUGCAGAUAGGGAUGUAGUUACUCAGAAUUCCUCGCCUUUUAACCUAGAUGACAGUAAAGACCCUCAAAACAAUACAUCUGAUGGUACUGACACAUUUAGUUUUGCUGCUGGUGAGGUUAAUCCUGUUUCCGCAAAAAGAGAGACUCCGGAUUUUAGUUCCCUGAAAGAUUCCCACCACAUCCAAUUGAUAGAGAAAAUGGAUGUGAAUUAUGAAAAACAUUGUGAUUCAAGUGAAUAUAGUUUGAAAACCUUAGAAGCCAACAUAGAGGAAGCUUCUUUCAUGGAUAUUGGUAUUCCUGAUAUUUUGUGUGGACCUGGUGAUGAAUACUCAAGUUUGUCGUAUUGUUCGAGUACAGACGAUUUGUUUGACUCUGGUUCCGUGAAACAAUUUUUCCCCGAUAGUUUUUAUAUUCAAUCCAUGUCUCCCACUGGUGAAACUAUGAUCAACAUGAAACAUGUAGGAGGGGAGAUUUUAACUCAGAAUGCAACCUUAAAUAAUGCUUUUGAGGCUCAGAUUGGAAGAACAGGUGAACCUGUAAUGGAUGCUGAACGUACCAGUAGCUCUGAUGCCAGGGUGCCUAAGGUCAAGUGUGAAGGUGGCUACUAUAUAUCUCCAAAUAGCAGUAAUUUGUCUUAUGGAAACAAACCAUCAACACAUCUGCUGCCUCAUACUCAAAACAAGUUUAGCACAAAGCAAACGGUUUGCAUGAAGGACGAAAAGAAUGAUGAACUGGUUGCAUUGCAGAGCAUGGCACACCAAUCCUUUGAAGGCGAUGACAUGGUUUGUGGGAUGUCUUCUGGUGUUGGUGAUCAGCUGUCUGCUGAUAGAGGCUUGAGGCAAUCAUUAUCUGGUGUUCCACCUUCCAUGUCAAGUGAGAAUCAUGUGAUUAUAAAGGAUGAAAAAGAUGUAUUCCCUGCAUCUAAGAGACGUAGCCAUUCUUGUUUCAGAGAUGAAAGUGAUUGUAGAAAUCCCACUUUGGUUGCAGAUGGUCAUUGUCUGGAUGUAAAGAUCCCAGUGCAGCCCCAUGUCCAGGCAUCCACCUCAAUUACAAAGCGUCACCUAAUGGAAGGAAACGAUAGUUCACUGACUCCACCUAAGGGAAUAGGUUCUCAUCUUUUAGAAGUCGACCAUCAAGUUCAGAAUAAUGCAUUGGACUCCAGAUCUCAUGUUGAUGAUGACUCUGACAUAUGUAUACUUGAAGAUAUGAGUGUUCCUGCUCGUGUAAGUCCAUCUCCAGUGAAUGGGACAUCCCUCGUGACUUCACAGACUUCACAGUGUGCUACAUUUAGUAAGCCCCUUAAUCACAAGGGAGUGGGAGGUCUGAGGCUUAGGACAAAUGAUGAGCGAUUCAUUUUUCGAGUUGCACUGCAGGAUCUCUCGCAGCCAAAAUCAGAAGCUACCCCACCAGAUGGUGUUUUGGCUGUUCCUCUUCUGAGACACCAGCGAAUUGCUUUAUCAUGGAUGGUCCAUAAGGAGACAGUCAGCUUACAUUGUUCUGGAGGGAUUCUUGCGGAUGAUCAGGGACUGGGAAAAACAAUAUCAACUAUUGCGCUUAUAUUAAAGGAAAGAUCUCCAUCCUCUAAACUGUGUAGUACAACCGAAACAAAACAAACUGAGAUGGAGACACUAAAUCUGGAUGAGGAUGAGGAUGAGGAUGAACCUAAGCUUGAUGGAUUGAAGCAAGCUGCCCAAUCUUUUCAAGUUAAUGGAAGCACAAUUGAUUGUAGGAGCACUUCUGUGCUAGGAAAAGGUAGGCCAGCUGCUGGUACCCUUGUUGUUUGUCCUACUAGUGUCCUUCGGCAAUGGUAUGAGGAGCUGGGUAAUAAGGUAACCAGCAAAGCAAAUCUAUCCGUUCUACUAUAUCAUGGUGGCAACAGAACGAAAGAUCCAUUUGAGCUGGCCAAAUAUGAUGUCGUACUUACGACAUACUCUAUCGUAAGCAUGGAGGUCCCAAAGCAGCCUCUUGUCGAUGAAGAUGAUGAUGAGGCCGGAAAGCAAGGUCAAUUUCCACCUAUGGGAUUUUCAUCCAGUAAAAAAAGGAAAUAUCCUCCUAGCUGUGAUAAAAGAUCUUUGAAGGGUAAGAAAGGAAUUGAUAAUGAUUUGCUUGAAUCUACUGCUCGACCUCUUGCCAGGGUUGGAUGGUUUAGGGUUGUACUGGAUGAGGCUCAAAGCAUAAAGAAUCACCGAACUCAGGUAGCUAGGGCUUGUUGGGGUCUCCGUGCGAAGCGUAGAUGGUGCUUGUCAGGAACACCCAUCCAGAAUGCAGUUGAUGAUCUUUAUAGCUACUUCAGGUUUCUGAGAUACGACCCAUACGCUGUAUAUAAAUCAUUCUGCUCUACUAUAAAGGUCCCGAUUCAUAAGAAUCCAACAAAUGGGUACAGAAAGCUACAAGCUGUCUUGAAGACAAUAAUGCUACGUCGAACUAAAGGCACACUGCUCGAUGGGGAACCAAUCAUUAACCUACCACCCAAAACGAUAGAGUUGAAAAAAGUGGAUUUUACAAAGGAGGAGAGGGACUUCUAUUGCAGGCUAGAGGCUGAUUCACGUGCACAGUUUGCAGAAUAUGCAGCUGCUGGCACUGUCAAACAAAACUAUGUCAAUAUUCUACUGAUGCUUCUGCGUCUUCGACAAGCUUGUGAUCACCCUCUUCUUGUUGGUGGGUGCAAUUCCAACUCAGGGUGGAGAUCUUCUGUUGAGGUGGCAAAGAAACUUACUCGGGAAAAACAAGUUUCUCUUUUGAAUUGUUUGGAAGCGUCUUUGGCAAUUUGCGGCAUUUGCAAUGAUCCACCUGAAGAUGCUGUUGUAACAAGCUGUGGGCAUGUCUUUUGCAAUCAGUGCAUAUCUGAACAUCUAACAGGUGAUGACCACCAGUGCCCCACUAGAAACUGCAAAGCUCAACUCAGUGUAUCUUUGGUAUUUUCUCGAGCCUCGCUGAGAAGUUCUCUAUCUGAAAAUACUGCCAACAGUUGUGGUUCUGAACUAGCCGAGACACCUGAGCCUAGUGCUUUGGGUUGCUUACUUGAUUCAUCCAAAAUUAAAGCUGCUCUCGAGGUAUUGCAGUCUUUGUCUAAACCACUGGCUUGUGCAUCAAGAACAAGUUCUUCGACGUCUAUUGAUGAAGGUGCCACUUUGGAAAUUUCAUCUGAUCCUCUUUCGGUGGGAUUACAAAGGGAUAUGCCUGAUAACAGAAGUUUGGAUUUCGAUGGAUCUUCAAACGAUAUGGUUCCAAUGAUGGGAGAGAAAGCAAUUGUGUUCUCUCAGUGGACAAGGAUGCUUGAUUUGCUUGAAGCAUGUCUUAAAAAUUCUUCCAUAAAGUACAGAAGGCUUGAUGGAACAAUGUCUGUUGUUGCCAGAGAUAAAGCUGUGAAAGAUUUCAACACGCUCCCAGAGGUAUCUGUUAUGAUUAUGUCUUUGAAAGCGGCAAGCCUUGGAUUGAACAUGGUUGCAGCUUGUCAUGUCCUCCUCCUGGACCUCUGGUGGAACCCUACAACUGAAGAUCAAGCAAUUGACAGAGCACAUCGGAUUGGUCAAACACGUCCCGUUACAGUUUUGCGGUUGACAGUGAAAGAUACAGUUGAAGAUCGUAUUUUGGCUCUUCAGCAAAAGAAGAGAGAGAUGGUUGCAUCUGCAUUUGGAGAAGAUGAGACGGGCAGUCGUCAGACUCGCCUUACUGUGGAGGACUUAAAAUACCUUUUUAUGGCUUAGUUUGGGUUUCUUUUAUGGUUCGACUAAAGUUUCUGAAACCUAGUGGGCCUUGGAUGCUCUUUGUCGGAUUCGUCGUGACCACCAGCACCAGCAGUAUGAUCAAUUCAUCAUUUUAACAGUUGAAGCUUUGUCUGAGAGUAGAUGGUUAGGAGUAACAGGAAAAGAGGAUCUCUCAAUUUACAGGAUGAUCAUGAGUUUUUUUCUUCAAAAAGAAUCCAAACACAAUCCAUUUUUUUGACAAUUGAUUACUCUUUGUAUAGGAAUCUGGGGAAGUUUAGUUGCUUACAGAAAAGGGUAGAUAGGAAGUCCAUGGAUAUUCUUUAAUUUGGAGUGUAAAUGAUAGAGUUCUUCUUCUAUUUUGGCUCUGUUUUUUCUUCAUUGUAAUUUUUAUCCCCUUCGUGGGCAGCUACUUUAAACGCUACUUUGAUUGGUUAAUAUGAUUAUGUUUUUGUGUAAUGAUAGCAUUCAAAAUUAAGGGUA